Hypoxylon trugodes is the source of this 2212-nucleotide messenger RNA. RefSeq names its product beta-lactamase/transpeptidase-like protein. NCBI's taxonomy places the organism in Eukaryota, Fungi, Ascomycota, Sordariomycetes, Xylariales, Hypoxylaceae. The record is from RefSeq and is a predicted model, not a curated record. The transcript has 5 exons. Bases 161 to 1933 code for a protein of 590 amino acids.
CUUUACCUUCUAAUGGUUAGAAGCUGAUAGACUCAUCCGUGGGAUGAUGUUCGAUUUAUUGUGUCAAGUGUCGUCUUAAAAAGGGGCAGAUAAAUAUGCCAAUAGGGCUUCGAAAUUCGUCUUGUCCCGCUUCUAGGAUAGGACUAAGCCAUAAGUUACGAUGUGGUCUUUUAAGGUCCUAAUAUUAUUUUCUGUAUACGGCGUUAACGCCAAACAGAAUUGCCCUUUAUAUGGCCUGGGAUAUCCUAAGCCUACAAACCUCCUUAUACAACCAGGAAUUCAGAAGGCGGCGGCAGCUUUGGAUUCGGUCUUUUCACAGUAUAUCGACCAUGCAAAUAAUACCGGAUCCGAGAGAUUUUCAUAUUCAGUUGAAGUAUUUUCCACUGACGACGAAGUGCCUCUAUGGUCACAUUACUGGACUGCACCUAAUUUGAAAACUCUCAACUCGACGGGCGUAGCUGAAGUUGACGGCGAUACCGUAUAUAGACUUGGAAGUGUAACAAAAAUAUUCACCAUAUUGACAUUUCUUGCAGAGGUUGGUGAUACGAUAUGGAAUGAACCUAUCACCAACUAUAUUCCCGAGAUUGAAGCGAUGGUUGUCGGCGGCGUCGACACCUCACAUUCGAUUUCGACAGCCGAUUGGGGUUCCAUCACGAUCGGUUCGCUGGCAAGCCAAAUGUCUGGCCUUGUCAGGGAUUACGCUUUAUUGGGCGAGCUCACCCAAGGAUCAACUACAGCACGAGCUGCUAAAAUCGGGUUUCCUAUCAUAGAAAGUGCAGAUAUACCCCCUUGCGGAAAUAGACCGGUCUGUAAUAGAACUCAAUUCUUCACUGGCCUCAGCAAAUUGCCACCGUCAUUUUCGCCGUACGUCACGCCGGCUUACUCAGAUAUUGGUUAUACUCUCCUUGGGUAUGCCCUCGAGCAGAUAACAGGGAAAUCAUUUCGCCAAAUGGUCGAAGACAGGGUUAUUAGGCCUCUUGGGCUUAAUCACACAUUUUAUUCGACGCCACGAGACGCCCUGGGGAUUAUACCCGGUGGCCGCUACAAAACGAAUUGGGCUUUCGACAUGGGUAAUGAAUCGCCAACCGGUAAUAUGUAUACAUCUACUUCGGAUUUAUCCCGAGUUGGUCGAGCGAUCUUGAGGUCCACUCUUAUACCUCCAGCGAUGACUAGAAGAUGGCUCAAGCCCGUGACCUUCAGCUCAGAUCCGAAGUCAGGGGUUGGAAUGCCGUGGGGAGUGCGUCAACUUCCGUUCGACGGAGGUACGUCAAAUGGUUCGCCCUACCAAUUCGCAACCACUUUCAAUAAAGCCGGGAGUUUAGGAAAGUAUAAUACAUUGAUGGCUAUCAUUCCCGACUUCGAUAUCGGCUUUUCUAUUAUGGCUGCCGGAGACGCCCCCUCUAGCUUAAUGAUGAGCGUAGCGGAUACGUUGUCGAAUACGUACCUUCCAACUAUGAUGAACACUGCGCGUAUCCAAGCCAACCAGAUCUACGGAGGCACAUAUAAAAACCCGAACUCUGCGGUGAACUCAUCUUUAAGUAUAAUUGUGGACACCCAGGCUCCUGGUUUAGGCCUCAGUUCGUGGAUAAGCAACGGCACGAAUUUAUUGUGGUAUUCAGUUGCUCUCAGCCAAAAUGUAUCGAAGGAUUACUGGGAGAAGAUUCGACCAAGUGUACGGCUCUACCCUACUGGUUUAUGGGAUGCGACUUCCGAUGGCGGGAAGAGAGUCGCAUUCAAAGCUGUAUUUGAGGAUCUGAGCUUACCCAACAAUUCAAAGCCGUUCACUACGGAUUGCUCGACCUGGGUUAGUGUGGCAGGUAUUAUGUAUGGCUCUAAGCCAUUGGACCAGUUCAUUUUCAACUUCAACGCCGCCGGAAAUGUGACGAGUGUGGAGAAUUCUGCAUUGAGGAACAGACUAGAGAAGGAAAUGUGAUACCAAGAUGUUUACUUGGGUACCUGGGUACCAAAUACCUACACUAGUUAGGUUAGUCAGCAGAGCACCCCCCCCUUUAAUUCUUUAACACUUGGUAAAGAACCAAUCAGAAUUCGAGCAGGGGUUAGCACAUACCCUUUAAGGAAACUAUUGAUGGAUUGUGGUACUAGAAUAUGUUUAUACUAUGUGAAAUUUGUAUACUCUUGAAUCGUUUAAUAAGGUAAUAUUUUCAUUUCAUCUUAAUGUGUUAAUAAUUUGCAAGAAAAAAUUAAGGUCCUU